UGUUUGUGGCUGCCAGUGGCUGCCCUGGCCAAAACAAAAUAGUUGACAGUCUGUGAAUUUCGCGCGACUUGUGGAUCACAUUUCUGACGAUUUGACCGACAGAACAUACAGUUUUCGAAGAAAUUGACCGACAUUUAAUCAUGGCAUCGAAUACAUCAGGGAUCGAGAAAUGGAAAAAUGUUAAAGCCGCUAUGGUCGACCUGCAAGACCUACUAAGGUGUUGGACAUGCAACAAAAUAUUUCUUGAGCCAGUAAGCUACAGGUGCGGUCACUUCUUUUGUGCUGACUGUGCUAAAGAAUCGGGAACAAAAUGUGGCACCUGCAACGUUCCAUCCCUUGCCUCAGAAAUCAGAUCGGACCGUAUUGUGACUGCAGUGGUUGGAUGCUUUCAAAAAUUGUCCCAAAUUAUCAAUUCUGAAGAAUGUUCCGAUAAAACCAUCUCUAACACUACCACAAACGAAAAAAAGGCAUCCAGAAGCACUUUGUAUGAUUACGAUACACAUGAAGACAGUAACAUAUCUCCUUCUAAGAAAGAUACAAGUAAAGUCCCUGACGACUCCAAAGGUAAUUUGAGAGAGAAUGAGAGUACAAAUGUAACAAAAGAUAUACCCCAAAAGCGUCCAAGGAAAAUGUCUGAAAAACUUAAAGAAGCUAUGGCAGACCUAGGGGUGAAUGAGGAAAAUUUCCUUAAGCCAUCUUCUGUUAAAAAACAACCAGUCAAGGAAACUAAAAAAAAAGUUGGUGCAAGGAAAAAAAGUUUAUCUACUUCCAUUCCUACUACUAGCAAUCAAUCAGUAGAUUUAUCUGGUAGUAUUAAUCUUGAAGAGACAAUGUUGAAAAAUACCAGUAAUCCUUCAAGUUCUGAGCCAAUAAAGGACUUAACAGGUAAGAAGACUACAAGUAAUGAAGAAUUCCUCAAAGAUUCCUUUAUAACUCCUAAAAAACCAAGAAGGUCAACUAAGUCUUCAAGCACCAUAGCUUCUACCCCCAAGAGCACUGAAGUAAAAUAUACUCCUAGAAAGAGUAACACUCCAGGUAGAGAGCUCUCCAAAAAGAACCAUAAAGGUGAAACACCUUUACAUGUUGCGUGCAUUAAGGGCAAUGUUGACCGCAUUCGUACUCUUCUCAGUGCCAACGCAAGUCCAAACACCAAGGACAACGCUGGAUGGACUCCCUUACAUGAAGCAGCAAUCCGUGGUUUUACUGAGGUGGUGGAACUGCUCCUCAAGGCAGGAGCUCUUAUUGAUGUGCCUGGAACAGGCAAUGUUACUCCACUUCAUGAAGCUGUUAUCUAUAAUCAUAUAGCAAUUGUGAAAAGUCUUGUUGCUCAUGGUGCUGAUAUUCAUGCACGAUCUUCUGAUGGGAAAACUCCUAUAGAUUUAGCAACAUCUAGUGAAAUAAAAGAAGUGUUGCUAAACACUGAACCGAAAGAUCAGCUUAGCAAAUCUGACUCAAGUCAUCAGCAGAAUAAUUUGGCUCAGCAGGAAAUGGUUUUGUGUGGAGAAGCUAGCCUUACAGCUGAAGAAAGAAACGAAUUGUGUGCUUUAGCUGUGACCUUAGACGCUAGGCUAGUUCCUGUCUUUGGCCCUGAUGUGACACAUUUCAUUGUGCCAUCAAAUGCCAAUUGUACAUGCCCACCUUCAUUAGAGGUGCUAUGUGCCAUUCUAAAAGGAGUUCUUAUUUUGACUAGUGAUUGGAUAAGUGUCUGUAAGGAUGGAGAUAUAGGCGUUGAUAUUGAUUUAUUUGAACUUGCUGGAAUUACUGAUUUCAGAGAUUCUGAAGCACCUAAAAAAAGUAGAAUCAAUGCCCAAAAGCAGUUACCUCGCUUAUUUGAUGGAUGCCAUUUCUACUUAACCAGCAAUGUCCAGUACAAACUUCAGACAUGUUUGUUAACCCGAUCAGAUAUAAUGACCCUGGUCAAAUCAGGCGGAGGAAUUGUAUUGACCCGGCAACCAGAUCCAGAAGCUAUACCUGCUAAAGAACAGACAGUUCCUUAUCAUGCCCCAAGAGACGGCCCCCUUACUGCCACUUCUCAUAUUAUUUUGUAUUCUCCAGGUAAAGGGGAGCCAGAUAUGAAGUAUAACAUGAAACACUGUAAGACCCUUCCAAUGGAAUGGUUUAUUCACAGUGUGGUCAACUGGUGUCUGUUGGAUCCGUAAACAAUUUGCUACUGUAUUAUUAAAUUUGACUAUGAAUUAAGGACUUUGUUUCCAGCUGUAUUAAAAUUUUGUAAGAAUAGAAAAAAAUAUAAAUAUUUUAUUUUUAUGAAAUAAACUCUAGGCAAGGAAACAGCAUUGCUUACAAUUAAACAACUUUUAGUUCUAAAACAAGAA
Frankliniella occidentalis (western flower thrips) is the source of this 2333-nucleotide messenger RNA. Its product is annotated as BRCA1-associated RING domain protein 1-like. The coding region runs from base 141 to 2159 and encodes 672 amino acids. Gene Ontology annotation, molecular function: protein binding. Lineage: Eukaryota; Metazoa; Arthropoda; Insecta; Thysanoptera; Thripidae. The record is from RefSeq and is a predicted model, not a curated record. The transcript is spliced from 8 exons.